UCUUUCGGAAAUACGGACUGGCCUCUCAUCUCUGUGACAGGGCUCCACCACCCACCCCCCCCCAUCUUUUUCGGAACCGCCAUCGGUUUUUUUUACUUUUUGUUCUUUUUCCUUGUGCGAACAAUUAACGAUGCCUUCUGUGACACUGCCAACGCCUGCUGAAAAGAGCAUCGUGCGCAAGGCAUUGCCGAAUGCAAGCAUAUACACUGCGGCGGUGGCUCGACUCGUGAUAGCCUUUCCUGAUCCGGAAGGAUGGUCGCACACAGGAUUGUGGGGUGCUGCAGCACUGUGCAAGGAAAGCAAUUCCUACUAUAUACGCCUCGUGGACAUCGACAGCCAUGCCGGAGUCCUGUGGGAGCAGGAGCUGUACCAAGACUUUGAAUGCGUCCAAGAGUGCCGUUUCUUCUAUACCUUUGACACCGAUAAUUGCCGUGCAGGCUUGGAAUUUGCGGAUGAGGGAGAAGGCGACACGUUUUACAAGAAAUUGAUUCACCGAGACGAGAUACAACUGAAAGCUUUGCAGAAGGAGCAGCGACAACAGCCCAAGCAGCAUCAUGCAUGGCGAAACAGACUGCGAAGGAAGCGGAUCGACAAGGAGUUGAUCGGCUCGCCAGCGGACUUUCAACACAAAGGCCAUAUUGGAUAUACAGCUGAGCACGGCUUCAGCGUCCAAGGAGACAGUCGUGACAUUAUCGGUCAACUCAAGUCACUCGGCAUUACUGCAGAAGAAAUCGAACAGAACAAGGGGUUUAUCCAAGAAUACAUGGCGACGCACGACAACCAUCAGCAGCAACAGCGACAGCCCCCAGCAGCAGUUAAAGCACGACAGCAAAAUCGACCUCGUGCACCCUCGUCGCCAUUGCCGCCAACUCCUCAGUCCAACCUACCUCGAGAACAGCCACCAUCUCCGAAGCCACCACAGCCGCAGCUGCAGCAAGCUCGUCGGAGAGGCCCUCCACCACCACCACCUCCUCCUCCACCAAGACGACCACGCGCAGCUACACAUUCAGUGGCACAGCAAGAGCGGACACCUCCUCCACCAUUACCAGCUCGUAACAAUCAACAAACACCUACUCUUGCAGUACCACCUCCAGCUGCUGCACCCGCAAUGUCAACAUCUGCUCCAGCCAAUACUGGCGCACCAGGACCUCCUCCUCCACCACCAUCACCUCCUCCUCCUCCUUCUGCACCGCCACCGCCAGAUGAGAACAUGCAGUUGCCGCCAGAGACAGGCACAGGCGGACGCGCUGAUUUAAUGGCAUCCAUCCGAGCAGCAGGCGGGUUUGGCCAGUUGAAACAAGGCGGUCAGUUACGCAAUGCUCCAGAGCAGCAUGCUCCUACUACGCCAGCUUCUACUGCAUCAGGACCAGCAACAGCAGCAAGCAGCAAACCUGAUCUGGCAUCCAGUUUAGCAGCUGCAAUACACCAGCGUAAACAAGCCAUGGGAAGUGAUGACGACGGUUUUAGUGAUGACGAUGAUGAUGAUGAAUGGGCCUAACGGGAUUUUUAAAGUUCCCAAGGGUCCUACCCAUUCUGUGCCACGGUUACACAGAAUACCCAAAACUGGAUAUAGCGGACAUAAAAAUAGCUUUAAACUUUUUGGAACGUGGGUUUGGUCGAGCCAACCAACAAAGUUUAAGUUUGUCGUCAUCCUCAUCGUCCAGGGUUGGUUCUUAUUUUGUGUAUAUAACAUUUGUAUAUACCAAAUCGACUGACUUUAUGUCUAGAAUACAAAAAGCAACGUGACAAAAAGACAGCUCGUUUAUCGUUCUUCUACACCAAAGAUUGAAAGAAAACCAAAAGUAGUUAGCAUUAGAGUUAAAUUUAGUAUCAUAUGUAUGCUAUUUAGCACAUAUCAGCUCGCCGAGACAAA
Molecule: messenger RNA, 1873 nt
Organism: Zychaea mexicana
Lineage: Eukaryota; Fungi; Mucoromycota; Mucoromycetes; Mucorales; Lichtheimiaceae
Exons: 7
Coding region: 131-1498 (455 amino acids)
Source: RefSeq, a predicted model, not a curated record